GCGCGAUUUUUUUUUGUUCAUUUCUUCUUCCUUGUUCAUUUCUCUUAUCUGCGUAUUAUGCCACCUACUCCUGACGAAGCACCCUUUGUAGCUCCAGCACGUCGAUUCUCACUCGCUCACAUCCCACAGCCCGUGUAUCUGGGUCUGGAUGUCGAAGUCUCGGAAGACCUUAGUUCAUCCAUCUAUUCCAUUUGUGUCCAUGACGGUGCUUACACUACCGAUUACUACAGCGGUCACCUCGCCGACCACAAGGAAGGUCUGGAUAAGAAGGAAUGUGUACGCGAAGCAUUGGAAGAAUUGAAGAAAGUGGUCAAACUGUUUGCCACCUCGCAGCAUUACAAAGUCCAGUUAAUUGCCUGCUCUUAUCUUAUUGCAAAGCAAUACAUCCGAGAUGAAGACAAACCCGAGCACUCAGCCAUGAGUGAUUUCUGGAGAGAAUUUGAUGCCAUUCCUUUCCGAGUGCAAACCCACGGCGAUACGUCAGAUGAACGCGCUAGUGCCGCCGUUCGCAAGGCCGUGAUGUGGAUAAGUCCUCAAUAUCCAGGAAACCUUCCCAGAAUCUCGGUUGGCUAUCGUCAUGAGGUGGAAGUCGAUUUUAAUAAUAUUAUCCAUUUGGUGGACUUGGUGGAUUAUAAGGAAUCAGUGAAAGCCGAGACAUGGAGAGUCUGGAGCGAAAUCUCCCAGGUUUUCAAGAACAGGAAUCUUCGUGUUUCCUUUUUCAAUUCUACACCUCAAGGUGGUGGUGUGGCUUUGAUGCGACAUGCUUUACUGCGUUUUUUGAACCUUAACGGAAUCAAAGUGCACUGGUAUGUGGCGCGUCCCAAGCCUGAGGUGUUUGAUAUCACCAAACGCAAAUUCCAUAAUGUAUUGCAAGGUGUGGCGGCUCCCAAUGUGCGCCUGACGGCCGAAGAUAAGCAGACCUUCAUUGACUGGUCCAACGACAACGUGAACAGAUUCUGGGGCGACGAGAAAGGUCCCUUGAGAAACUCGGAUGUCAUCGUUAUUGACGAUCCUCAAGUGUGCGGUAUUAUCCCUCAUAUUAAGCGAUGCAGCCCUAAUACACGUAUUAUUUUCCGUUCGCAUAUCGAGAUUCGAGCGGAUUUGAUUCGUGAUUAUCCCGACGGCCCACAGGCUGAAACAUGGAAUUUCUUGUGGCAAUUCAUCAAAUAUGCCGAUCUAUUUGUGGCUCAUCCGAUUCAAAACUUUGUUCCGGACGUGGUGCCUCGUCGCAAUGUCGUUUUAUUACCUGCCGCCACGGAUCCUUUGGAUGGGCUGAACAAGGAAUUGACAGGAUGGUGUGUGACUUACUACCGUUCCGUGUUUAACCGUAUCUGUGUGGACCAAGGUGCCAAUGAAGUCGAUUGGAAACGUCCCUACAUCACUCAAGUGGCGCGAUUUGAUCCUUCCAAGGGUAUUCCGGAUGUGCUUGAAGCUUAUCGCUUACUGCGCGAACGCAUGGACAAGGAAGGAGUCGAAGAAUACCGCAUUCCUCAACUGAUCAUUUGUGGCCACGGUAGCAUCGACGAUCCCGAUGGUACCAUCAUCUAUGAACAAACUCACGAAGUCAUUAAUUCGCCUCCUUUUGCUUCCAUUGCUACCGAUAUUAUCGCUGCUCGUCUUCCCGCUUGCGAUCAGUUGCUCAACAUGGUGUUACGCGGAGCUCACAUUGCACUUCAGUUGUCCCACAGAGAAGGUUUCGAAGUCAAGGUCACUGAAGCCUUCCAAAAGGGUGUGCCGGUGAUUGCUUACCGAGCUGGUGGUAUUCCUCUGCAGAUUCGCGAAGAUGUGACGGGAUUCCUGGUGACCAUUGGCGACGUGAAAGGCGUGGCCAAUAAGCUGUAUGAAUUGAUGCAGGAUCGCGAGUUGCACGAACGUAUGAGCUCAGCUGCGCUCGAGCUUUUAACCGAAGAAUAUUUCACGGUUUGGAACGCGACUUCAUGGCUCUUCAUGUGCAAUGAAUUGACCAAUUCGCGUGUAUGCAGCGAAGGUCUCUUGGAUGUUGAAAAUACUUAUGAAAGAAACUCCAGAAUUGGCGACAGCAAGAAAGUGUGCGAUUUCUGGAUCCAGAAAUACAACUACAAUCCUUAGAAUAAUUUUUGUUUAGUGAACAAAUGUCUGUAAAAAAGAAACCAAUCACAAAGCCCCAAUUCAAGAAACCAAAACAUGUACGAAUAUAAACAGAUUUUAGUAAAAUCAAAAACUGGUUUGAUAUAAAUAAAAAACG
Messenger RNA from Radiomyces spectabilis, 2224 nucleotides. RefSeq lists its product as uncharacterized. The coding region runs from base 58 to 2088 and encodes 676 amino acids. The record is from RefSeq and is a predicted model, not a curated record. The transcript is spliced from 9 exons. Lineage: Eukaryota; Fungi; Mucoromycota; Mucoromycetes; Mucorales; Radiomycetaceae. Gene Ontology annotation, molecular function: glycosyltransferase activity.